Eruca vesicaria subsp. sativa (arugula) is the source of this 327-nucleotide messenger RNA. The record is from the annotation of a GenBank genome assembly. Lineage: Eukaryota; Viridiplantae; Streptophyta; Magnoliopsida; Brassicales; Brassicaceae.
AUGGCGACGUUGGAGAAUAAACCGAAGAUUGUGUGGAACGAAGGGAGACAUAGAUUCGAGACUGAAGAUCACGAAGCCUUUAUAGAAUACAAGAUGAAGAACAACGGGACUGUUAUGGACUUGGUUCGAACUUAUGUCCCGUCUUCUAAAGGAGGGUUAGGUUUGGCUUCGCAUCUUUGCGUCGCUGCCUUCAAACACGCUUCCUCUCACUCCUUCUCCAUCGUCCCCACUUGCUCCUACGUUUCCGAAACGUUUCUGCCUCGAAACCCGUCUUGGAAGCAUCUGGUUUACUCAGAGGAGUCCAAGAUUCUCAAAUCUAGCAUCUGA